AAACUGUUGCAUCACCGAGGAAAAUUGUAUAUAUGUUGACAAUUGUGUAUGAAUGUUAAGUAGGGGAUUCUAUUUUGAGCACCUGGAAUUUCGUGGUGUGUAUCAUGCGAUGACAAUAAAGGAAUCUUUUAACUUUAAUCUUACAUCUUUACGCUUUAAUGCGAGUGACGUCAUUCAACUUCCGCUAGCAUUAGCGGCCGGCGCUUGUUGACAGCAACCGCCGCUUAGCACAACACUAUCACUGUAGCUUCGCCGUGUUGUCGUCGGGGACAAUGGCAUCGACCAACGCAUUCAAACUCAGGUGCUCCAUCCCGGGCCACGAGAUGGACGUCAGGGGACUCGCCGCUGCCGCUUUCCCGGAGGGAGCGUUCGUGUCCGUGUCCAGAGACCGAACCGGAAAAGUCUGGGUACCAAACUCAAGCCCGGACAAAGGCUUCACAGAGAUGCACUGCAUGUCCGGCCACUCGAAUUAUGUAUCCUGUGUAUGCAUGAUCGCACCCACUGACACAUAUCCUCAAGGACUCAUUGCCACAGGCGGGCACGAUAACAAGAUAUGCGUUUUCAAGCUGGACCAGCCACAGCCCCUGUUCACCCUCGAGGGUCACAAAGACACAGUUUGCGCUCUGUCGUCCGGGAAGUUUGGGACACUCCUGAGCGGCUCCUGGGACACCACAGCGAAGGUGUGGCUCAAUGAGAAGUGCAUGAUGACUUUGCAGGGCCACACUGCGGCAGUUUGGGCAGUGGUCAUAUUACCUGAACAAGGCCUCAUGCUAACUGGAUCAGCAGACAAGACCAUUAAGCUUUGGAAAGCUGGUCGAUGUGAGAGAACGUAUACAGGUCACGAGGGCUAUGUAAGGGGACUAGCAGUGAUCAGCAACACAGAGUUCUUCUCUUGCAGCAAUGACUCCAGUAUCAGAAGGUGGCAUGUGACAGGCGAAUGUCUACAGGUUUAUCACAGCCACACUGACUACAUCUACAGCUUAGCAGUUUUCCCCAAUUGCCAAGAUUUUGUUAGCACAGGAGAGGACAGGACAUUGAGGAUAUGGCGGCAGGGAGAGUGCUCUCAGACCAUCCGCCUGCCUGCCCUGUCUGUCUGGUGCUGUUGUAUUCUUCCUAAUGGAGAUAUUGCUGUUGGAGCCAGUGAUGGAGUUAUCCGUGUUUUUACGCAAGCUGAGGACCGCAUUGCCAGUGUAGAGGACCUGCAGGCCUUCGAGGAAGAGCUCUCCAAAGCCACAAUUGACCCCAAGACAGGCACGCUUGGCGACAUCAAACUGGAGGAUCUGCCAGGAAGGGAACACCUUCUUGAGCCUGGAAAUCGUGAUGGGCAGACACGGCUGAUUAAGGAUGGACAGAAGGCGGAGGCAUAUCAGUGGAGUGUCAGCGAUGCCCGCUGGGUAAAAAUCGGAGAUGUGGUCGAAGGCUCAAACCAACAGACUUCCAAAAGUGUGAUGUACGAAGGAAAGGAAUACGACUUUGUCUUUACCAUCGAGGUGAAUGAGGGAGGGCCGUCCAUGAAGCUGCCUUACAACCUGUCAGAGGACCCCUGGCUGACGGCGCACAACUUCUUGCAGAAGAACGACCUCAGCCCCAUGUUCCUCGACCAGGUUGCCAAUUUUAUCAUAGAGAACACCAAAGGUCAUGUGGUGGGACCAGCACAGCCCACUGUUGCGGAUCCAUUCACUGGAGGAGCUCGAUAUAUCCCCGGGUCUCCUGAUAAUAUGCCAGGCUUUGGAAAUGAUCCAUUCACGGGCUCUGGUCGCUACAUCCCGGGGGCUGGUCUGAACCCAAGUGCUCCUGUAGGCGUGGCAGAUCCCUUCACAGGUGGAGGUGCCUACUCCUCAGCAGCUCUCAGGCAGAUCGCGACCAACAUCUACUUCCCCAAGACUGAUGGCGUGACCUUUGAUCAAGCCAAUACCACACAGAUCAUUGCCAAGAUGAAGGAGCUUAAUGAAGGUGCCCCUCAGAAGCACAAGCUGUCUGAGGAAAUUCUGGAAAGCCUGGAAAGGCUGCUGAUGGCUGUCUGUGGGCCCAACUCCUCUGAAGCUCCUCCAAACCUCCAGCAGAUCAACCUCCUCUGGAAGGCUUCUCACUGGCCUGAAGACAUAGUGUUUCCGGUCCUGGACAUUAUGAGACUGGCGGUGCGCCACCCGCAGGUUAACGAGAGCCUCUGCGGCGAGGCAGAGGGAGUCCAGCUGUGCAACCAUCUGCUGAGCCUGAUGAGGCCUGAGGGGCGUCCAGCCAACCAGAUGUUGGCACUGCGGACUCUGUGUAACUGCUUUAGUGGCAGGCAUGGCCGAGCCCUCCUCAUGGCCCAGCGUGAAACUGUGCUAUCGCGUGCUGCUGACCUGGCCACCGUCAACAAUAAGAACAUCCACAUUGCCCUGGCCACUCUGGUGCUUAACUAUGCUGGCUGCCUGCACAGCCAACCCGAUCUCGAGGCCAAGGCCCAGUGCCUCUCUGUGGCCAGCAGAGCUCUGGAGACGGUACAAGACAAGGAGGCGGUGUUUAGGCUGCUGGUGUCCUUGGGAACCACUGUGGCCUCAGACCAAACAGCCCAGGACCUGGCUCGCUCUUUGGGGGUAAAUUCUCAGAUCUCCAAGUACUCAUCGGUGUCUGAUCCAUCUAAGUUGGCCGAGUGUUGUCAGUUGGUUUUAAAAGAACUUCAAUGAUGUGAAUGAUUGAAAAAAAAAAAUGAAGAGCACUUCUUUCUUACUAUUGCUCUGUUCUGCUAAAUCAGUUGUGGUUGAGACUUAAAUAAUGUAUGUUCUGCAAUAAAAAAAAGGACAAAUGAAGUCAAUGCA
This is a messenger RNA of Scophthalmus maximus (turbot), 2801 nucleotides long. It is a transcript of the gene plaa, whose product is annotated as phospholipase A2-activating protein. Bases 273 to 2669 code for a protein of 798 amino acids. The record is from RefSeq and is a predicted model, not a curated record. Gene Ontology annotation, biological process: ubiquitin recycling; proteasome-mediated ubiquitin-dependent protein catabolic process. Lineage: Eukaryota; Metazoa; Chordata; Actinopteri; Pleuronectiformes; Scophthalmidae. Gene Ontology annotation, molecular function: ubiquitin binding. The transcript is spliced from 14 exons. Gene Ontology annotation, cellular component: nucleus; cytoplasm.